This is a messenger RNA of Acyrthosiphon pisum (pea aphid), 4079 nucleotides long. Its product is annotated as UDP-glucuronosyltransferase 2B13. Bases 2525 to 4072 code for a protein of 515 amino acids. Gene Ontology annotation, molecular function: UDP-glycosyltransferase activity. The record is from RefSeq and is a predicted model, not a curated record. The transcript has 4 exons. Lineage: Eukaryota; Metazoa; Arthropoda; Insecta; Hemiptera; Aphididae.
CAUGAUUUUCCAAAAUUAAAAAGUUCAUCAGAUAGUUAGUUUUUUAUUUCAUUUUCACUUAAAUUAUCAUCUAUAAAUGGUUUAAUUUUGUGAGAUAAAUGUGUUAAUGAAUCAGUCGGAAGUCCACUUUUUAAUAAAUUGAAAUUUGAUAGAGAUAAUAACAAUGACCAAAGUAAAGUAACCAAUAAUACAAAAUGAAUAUGUAUUAUCAUUGAUUAUUAUAAAUACAAAAUACUAGUAUUAGACAUUAGUUAUUAUUAGCCAUUCGUCGCCACUCAACAGCCCUAUAGGGUACAGAUAAACAACUUGCAGGUUUCAACAGGCGGAAAUGCGUCUUAUCAGUUUAUUAUUUCUUAGUAGGUAAUUAGUUCUGUUGGAUUGAAUCGAGACCACACACUAUAAGUGUGUUUUAUUAAAAAAAUAACCUACCUAUAUCAAUUGAUUUAAUUUUAUUUGAUGUCUAUAUUUAUGUAACAAAUAGGUAUUUUGUAAUUGUAUAUCCAAAGUUUUCUCAUAAGAGUAUACGAUUGUACGAGACUAUUACAAUGUACUAUUAUAAUUUAAAAAAAAAUCUAACAAAAUGGCCAGGCUACCAGGCCAUAGUAUGGUCCAGGCCAUCUGGAAAAUUCCCAUUUCCAGACCGGCCACUCCGCCCCUGGUUAUCACCGAUUUUGAUGAUGAUUAGACACAGACACACGUACGAUAUCUGUGCUAUUUCACUAUAUUUUUAAUAGCCUUCUGUACACCAACUUAUGACAGUAGUAUUGUGUUUUACAGUUAUUGUGUUUUUCUUAAAUAUUGGGAAAAGGAAGUAAUGGCUAGCGAAAAACCAAAACUGUGAUUGUAAAAUAGGUUUUUAAUAAGAUUAAUAUGAAUAUUGAAUAAUGAUGUUUUUUAAUCUAUACGACUUGCACAAUAUUUAUAAAUAUAGCUUUUAAUAAAGAUUAUUAAACAUUAAAAAUUGAGGUGAACGGACUAACCUUUUUCCGGGACCAAAUUUAUUUAAGUUCACGUACGCAACUCGCAGGGUCUGUAAUCCACGUUUCUUAACUUGAACAGAGUAUAGUUUUACUACCUUCUUAUUUAUAAAUAAGGAUUUAGUUAUAAAAUAAAUUAACUAACCUUAAUUCAAAUUAACUUAUCAAAUGCAGACUUAUCAAAUUAACGAAAGAUUAAAAAUUGGUUUAAUAUUGGUUUAUUUAUAAUUUAGUACCCAUAAGACAAGAACACAAUGUAUAAGACAUAUUUGAAAGAAUAUAUUUAUUAUUUAAAGAUACAAAAUACUAUACUGAAUACAUAGAUCGGACCUAAUAAAAUAUAUAUUAUAUUUAUAAUAUAGACAUCUGUGUUUACCUACAAUAUAUAAUUUAUGUAUAUAAUAAAGAUUAUGAUGAUACCACUCUUGUUAUUCAAUAAAUUUAAAAUUAGACUUACACAGUUACACAGAAGUAUGGGUUUUAUAGUUGUGAUCAUUGCGCGAUGGAACGCAUAUGAAGACGUGUGUGUGUUCUCCAUACGGCGAGUUUGGUACGCAAACGUGCUCGAGCACCUCUGCAUUUAAAGACACCAUAGAAGAUAUCCACUUGGCGAAGGAAGAAGCGGUGGAAUGGAUGAAUAACCUGGAUGUGAAGCUAUAGCAUGCUCCUUACAUUAACCAAACGGGGAACCUCUUAUCUAUUUUAUGUUUUAUGUGUUUAUUUAUUUUUGAGUUUUAUCACUGUUGACCAUUAUUUUUAAUUUUAAUUUUAAUUUUAUACAUGCUAUAUCUUUUAAUAUUUUAAGUGUUUUUUUUUAUGUUGCUCAUAGACACUAUACGAAAUAGUAAUAAUAAUAUCCAAUAAAUAUAAAGAGUGACUAUCAUUAUGCAUUACAAUACUUAUAAAUAAAUCAUUGUUUCUUUUAUAAAAUAUUAAAAAAAGCAAUUAUCUUUUCAUAAGUGGUCUAAAGUUUGUUUAAGUAUAAUACAGCGUAGAAGCUUGAGUAUUUCACAGUUUUAUACGAUUCAUGAAAUCGGCCACAUUGUGUUACUUAUACGUUUUGUAGGUGAUUAGUGCUUACGAACAAUUUAACGCUCCAGUAAAUAUUCAAUAUUUCAUAGGUGAGUAACGAGUCAAUUAAUAUUUUAUAGAUAAACUCUGAUGGCAUGCUUAUUUUAAGAAGGUAAAACUCACAAAAAAUACAGUAAAAUACGUUCAAAACUGCAAAAACUAUAAAUUUAAAACGAUUGGAAAACGUUAUUUUCAUUACAACUUCAGAAAGAAAUACUUACGAAAAUUUGCAAAUCAUGAUUUCUGAGAAAAAUCUAUUUUGAAUUUCAAAUCUUAUUUUAUGUUGAUAUUAUUGUAUUAAUUGAAAUUUGAAUUCAAAAAUUAAGUGAGCAAUUUCGAUACUAUACCAAUACCUAAUAUUAAUCAAAACAAACCCGACACGUCCACCGCAUAUAUCAAUUACCUGGUCCUCCAGAUUAUAUUUUCUAGUAAAAUAAUUUAAUAUUGUACCUCAGAAAAUAAUAACUGGAAAAACCAUGUCGAGUUUCGUGAUUGUGUUAAUUGUGUUUUCCGCAUUUUCCACACAAAUCCAGUGGACGCCGGUCGGUGCCGCGAACAUACUGGCGGUGGAGACAGUCUCGGGCAAGAGCCACUGGAACGUUAUGCGAUCCGUGCUGCGGGCUCUAACGGAAAGUGGCCACACGGUGACCGUGUUCACGCCGUUUGUGGACGGUGACCGGGAUGGUUACAUGGAGGUAGAUAUGUCCGAGCAAAUGGUACCGAUUGUCGGAGUUAACGUGACAUACCUGAUGGAAACAUUCGGAAAAAAGCGAUUAUUGUUGUCAUUGAUAGCGAACGUAACUCGGGCGGAUUGCAACAAAAUUCACGAACACCGACUGAUGGUGGACAUCAUGAAUGGAGCGACAGAGCGGAAAUUCGACUUGGUCAUCACCGAACCGUUCAUGUCUGAGUGCGUGGCUUACGUGGCUACUGUGCUCAGCGUGCCUAUGGUUUACGUGGUACCAACGCCCAUCUCCACAUUUCUGGAACGUCCACUGACCGGACACAUCCCAAACCCGGGGGCCAUCAGCCACGUGCUGUCCAGUCGAGGCAUUCCUAGAACGUUCACCGAGCGUUUCGCCAACGCGAUGUUGACGGUGUACUGUACGAUACUCAUAUGGUACGCUGAGCGUCAGCACCAGAUGGACGACCCGCGACCGUACGACGCAGUGGACCUGAUAAAACCAUCGGUGAUUUUAUCCAACACGCACUUCAUCACCGAACCGAGCCGGCCGCUGACGCCAGACGUUGUAGAAAUCGGUGGCAUACAUCUCACUCCUCCUGAGCCGAUACCGAAGGAUAUAUUAGAAUUCAUUGAAGAUGCGCCUCAAGGGGUGAUUUACUUUACGUUCGGUUCCGUUGUUUCCAUGUCGACGUUACCGGAAAACGUACAGAUCGCGUUCCGAGAUGCUCUCGCUAGCGUUCCACAAAAGGUGCUGUGGAAAUACGAAGGUGAAAUGGAGGACAAACCGAAGAAUGUGAUGACGCGGAAAUGGUUUCCACAACGUGACAUCCUCUUGCACCCCAAUGUAAAACUUUUCAUUAGUCAUGGAGGUAUAUCCGGAGUGUAUGAAGCUGUGGACGCAGGUGUUCCCGUAAUAGGAUUUCCAGUUUUCUUCGACCAACCGAGAAAUAUUGACAAUUUGGUUGACGCUGGGAUGGCGAUCUGCAUGGACUUGUUAUCUGUUACUAAAGAAAAGUUUUUGAAUGCCGUUUUGGAGAUCGUCAACAAUGAUCGAUAUCAAAAAAACGCUAAAAUCGUUUCCGAACUGUUCAAAGAUCGACCUAUGUCACCUGCAAAAUCGGUGGUUUACUGGACAGAAUACGUUUUACGUUAUAACGGAGCGGCACAUUUAAAAUCUCAAGCUCUGAAUUUGAAGUGGUAUCAAUAUUUUUUAGUUGAUGUAAUCAGCGCAUUUUUGUUCAUUACGUUUAUCUUUUUUUUCAUAAUUUAUUUUGGCCUAAAAAUGGUUUUUAAAUACAUAUUUAAAUAUUUUUAUAUUGUGAAAGCAAAACGUGAAUAAAAUAAAA